Molecule: messenger RNA, 3153 nt
Organism: Synchiropus splendidus (mandarinfish)
Lineage: Eukaryota; Metazoa; Chordata; Actinopteri; Syngnathiformes; Callionymidae
Gene: grk1a
Product: G protein-coupled receptor kinase 1 a
Exons: 6
Coding region: 520-2274 (584 amino acids)
Biological process (GO): signal transduction; protein phosphorylation; visual perception
Cellular component (GO): cytoplasm
Molecular function (GO): ATP binding; rhodopsin kinase activity
Source: RefSeq, a predicted model, not a curated record
UAAGUAGUUAAAUGUCAGCAGUUUUAUAAUCGACGCUCACAAGUGAAUCCUAUUACUUAUUUUCGUCAGCACACACUGAAGUGACACUGAUGCCACUAACUGUCUCAUUUCUCCUCUUAUCACUUAUACUCACAUUGUGCAGUGCUAAAUCAAAUACCACACAGACAUUUACCAUCUUCAUGUGAAACAUUCUAGCCGCGACACAGCAAGUCAGAAGACCUGAUGUAUUUGAGACCGCGAACAUAACAGUACUCAACUGCUAUAAUGUUUCAAUAUGUUGAACUCUGGGCUCCAUACACCCUCAGUGAAGUCUCCUCAGAGUCCUUUUGUUGUCUGCACCUCUUGAGUCGUAGCUAUUGGAUCAGGCGGUGCUGAGAAAGUGACUGGAUAAAUCCCUCCGUGAGGAUCUGGGUAGGUCUGUAGGUGAGUGAGAGUCGCGUCCUGCUGAGAUACAAUCAUGGUGGAGGAAAUGCACUUGUAGUUUUCUUUUUUUGUUCUUCCUGACCUUCUCUUGUCGCCAUGGACAUCGGUGGCCUGACGACGGUGGUGGCUAACUCGGCCUACAUCUCUGCCCGGGCCAGUUUUGAUGGCACCACCAACCCUGCAGCCAACCGAGACAAGAAGUACCGCGAUCGACUGGCGCUCCCGCACAUCACUGUGUGUGAGGGUCUGAGAGAAACCUUAGAUUUGGACUUCCAGUCCGUCUGUGUCGAGCAACCCAUUGGCAAGAGACUUUUCCAGGAGUUCCUUGAGUCCAACAAGGAGUACAGAGGUGUGUGUCACCUGUGGAAGGAUGUGGAGCAGUACAACAUGGCAGAAGACGAGGACAGGCUCCAGACAGCCGGGAAGAUUUUGACUCGCUACAUGGAGCCAGACGCUAAGUAUUUCUGUCCCUUCCUCCCGAAAAACUGCAUCGCAAAGGUUAAAGCUCAACACCAGGAUGCUGGCGGGGAUCUAUUCAAGGAAAUCUCGGACGCCUUGAUGGACUUUCUCAAAACGGUGCCCUUCGCUUUCUUUCAGGACAGCAUGUAUCUGAAAAGGUUCCUGCAGUGGAAGUGGCUGGAGACUCAGCCCACAGAGGAGGACUGGUUUUUGGAUUUCCGUAUUUUGGGGAAAGGAGGUUUUGGGGAAGUGUCGGCAUGCCAGAUGAAGGCGACGGGAAAACUGUACGCCUGCAAGAAGCUCAACAAGAAGAGGCUGAAGAAGAGGAGAGGGUAUGAGGGGGCGAUGGUGGAGAAGAGAAUCCUGGCUCGAGUCCACAGCAGGUUCAUCGUGUCACUGGCCUACGCUUUCCAGACCAAAACUGAGCUCUGCCUCAUCAUGACCAUCAUGAACGGGGGAGACUUGAGGUACCACAUAUAUAAUGUGGAUGAAGACAACCCAGGAUUUGGGGAGCAGCGGUCCUGCUUCUACACCGCUCAGAUUAUCCAGGGCCUGGAGCAUCUCCACCAGAAGAGAAUCAUCUACCGAGAUCUUAAACCUGAAAAUGUGCUGCUGGACAACCGAGGUGAGAGGCUGCUGUGUACCUUGCUAUACAGAGACAAACGCCAACUCUCUUCCUCUCUCGCAGGAAACGUCCGCAUCUCUGACUUGGGUCUGGCUGUUGAGCUGGCGGAUGAUCAGUUCAGAACCAGAGGCUACGCUGGCACCCCAGGUUUCAUGGCGCCUGAGCUGCUCAGAGGCGAAGAGUACGACUUCUCUGUGGACUACUUUGCCCUCGGAGUGACUCUGUAUGAAUUCAUGGCAGCGAAGGGACCCUUCCGAACCAGAGGGGAGAGGGUUGAGAACAAAGUUCUGAAGAAGCGGAUCCUGGACGAUCCAGUCCUGUACCCGCAGAGUUUCAGCGACAAGGCCCGAUCCAUCUGUGAGGGCCUGUUGUUCAGAGACGUGGACAAGAGGCUGGGCUUCAAGGAUGGGUCAUGUGAUCUGCUCAGAGCACACCCUUUUUUUGAGACCAUCAACUGGAGGAAGCUGGACGCAGGAAUCCUCCCGCCGCCGUUUGUUCCAGACGCGAAGACGGUGUACGCCAAAGACAUAGACGAUGUCGGGGCGUUCUCCACGGUGAAAGGGGUUCAGCUAGAACUGAAAGACAACGAUUUCUUCAGCGAGUUUGCGUCAGGGAACAUGUCCAUCCCCUGGCAGGAGGAGAUGAUCGAGACUGGCAUCUACAGCGAGCUGAAUGUGUGGGGACCCAACGGGACAGUCCCCAAUGACCUGCGCAGAGAAUCCAUCCUGGAGCAGAAGCCCAAGUCCUCCACCUGCACCGUGUCGUAGGAGCGGUAACUCAUCCAUCUGAGCCUUGUUUUUUCACAUAUGAAGCAGUGAUGACCGACUCUCUUUCUAUUAGCAUGAAACUCAGGAGUUCUGUAAAUAUUCCAGAUGAAUUUCCAACACAUGCUGUUUGAACACUCAAUGCUGUAGCUGCUUUAGCUAGUGUUUCGUAUCGUUGCUCAACACACAAUGAUCUGCUUGUCACCUCAUUGUCUAGCACACUUUUAAAGUUCAUAACUUCCAUUUGGUGAGCUGGUUUCACUGUUUUGUACGUCCAUCAAUUGUUUGUUAUUUAUUUUAUGCAGUCUUGUUAUGCCAUGAUGUUUUGAGAAUAAGCUAAAUAUAUUUUUGCUCAUAUUAUUUCAUUGUUAUAUACAUUUUAUAUAAAUAGGAUUCUGAAAAAAUCCUCAUUCACUCACACUAUAAUAAAAUGAAACACAGCCUCUUUCUUUCCGAAUAGUCUUUUUCAGAAUAGCUCUUUCUUUCUAUAUUAGUUUUAAUUUUAUUUUGAUAUAUUUUGAGGGAUAAGAAAUCACAAAAAAUCUUAGCUAAGUUAAAAAGAAAUGAAGAAAAGGGGACGUGCAGGUGGGAUCAGAGCCAACCCUUGUCACCCUGGUCAUGCACCUCUGGCAGGAGGCUGCGGUCAAUCCAGACCAGAACCUCCCAUCACAGGAACAGCUUCUUCCCCUCGGUCGCCAGACUGUUGAAAUUGUGAACAGGUCUUGUUUAUUUAUUAAUUACUUCUAUUAUUGUUGUUUUUUUUUGUCAAUGUUGUCGUUCAUAUAUGAUAUUUUAUUUUAUAUUUUAGUAUUAUUUGUGUAUUUUGUUCAUUAUUGCACAAUGUACUGAAGCACUUUCCUAGUUGGUGGGAUCUUCACUGAC